Molecule: messenger RNA, 794 nt
Organism: Helicoverpa zea (corn earworm)
Lineage: Eukaryota; Metazoa; Arthropoda; Insecta; Lepidoptera; Noctuidae
Product: NADH dehydrogenase [ubiquinone] 1 alpha subcomplex subunit 6-like
Exons: 3
Coding region: 358-723 (121 amino acids)
Biological process (GO): response to oxidative stress
Source: RefSeq, a predicted model, not a curated record
AUGAUAUUUCAAAGUAGGUAUUUAUUUAGGUACCUACCUGCAGCAACAACCACAGAGAAUAUCCUUAAUAAUUUAAUUGUUAUAAUAUGUUGCUCUAUCUCAUCAAAUACUUGAAUCCUGUUUAUAAUUUUUUUUUGUUACCUUGAGAGUGCCACAGGGCAUUACGCCGAGCCCAACCUACUAUUUAAAAUGUUACACCAUAAAGGUUUUAAUAUCUAGGCAGUAGGAAUUUUAUUCAUUAUUUUUUAUAUGGAUCUCCUUUCCCCUUGUGUCAUUUUCUAUAGACACACGAAUUUGUCAAAUAUAGCUCCGAAUAAAAAAAAUCAUACAUAAUCAUAUAAAUACUAAAAUAACGAAAUGGUUGUUGGCCGAGCUGCAACAAAGGCUGUGAGGCCUUUGCUGUCCAAGGAAUUCUGUGAAGCACGUAGAAGGGCAAUUGGACUGUACAGGGCUUUUUACAGAUACAUUCCUUACAUUCUUAAUUUCUACGAUCUCACGAAAAAUGAAGAAGACAUGCGUUGGAAGUUGAGAGAAUAUUUCUACAAGAAUGCCUGCAUUACUGACGUUCGAGUCAUAGAUUUGUUGGUUAUCAAGGGCUAUUGCGAACUCAAAGAAAUAACUAAUCAAUGGCAGCAGAAGGGUCACAUGAUGAGACACUGGAGCCCGACCAUUGAGCGCAAGCCAACUGAUUUUCUUGGGAAGUUCUACGCAGGUAUAGACUGAAUACGAGAUAAAAAUAUAAUAUGUUGUUUGGUAUUAUAUAAUUAUUAAUAAAGAAGAAAUUCAAAAUUAAA